CGUACGCGCCACGCGUCAGCGCCGCUGACCAGGCCACGCCGACGCGCUACCGAGCUCAGAGAUCGUUACUGUGUUACGGAAAUCGCACGCGCUGACGGGGACAGUCAACGCAACAAUGAAUCGCGAUAUUGAUACUGGUCGUGUGAUUGAAGAAGUUCGGCUGCGAAAAUGUUUAUGGGACGCCAGUGACAUAUUCUAUAAAAAUAAAAACGCCCGAUUGAAGGCCUGGAACGACAUCGUAAUCGCACUGUUUGAGGAUGUGCAGGAAAAUGAAAAAAACAAUUUGGAAAAACUAAUCCAGCAAAGAUGGAAGACUGCUCGGGAUGCAUUUUUUAGAUGCAAAGGUUCUAUGAGAAACACUCCUUCAGGUAGUUCUGCGAAAAAGAUGAAGAAAUAUGUAUACUAUGAUGACUUAUCCUUUUUGCAUCAAACGGGUGUUAAUAUAGUGAUUGAUUCAUUGUCAACUAACUCCGACAAUUCUUCUACUAUUAUUGAUACCGAAGACACCUCCAAUAUGUAUACAUUGGAGAACGCCGAACAGAGGCAACUGGAACAAGAACAGGGAUCGACGCAAAUGCCGCGCCCACCAAAAAAGAGGAAACGCCAACCCCUCCAAGAAAAUAGCAAUUUCGAAAAGGAACUGUUGACUUUGCUAAGAAACCAAACGCCAGAUAUUGACAACGAUGACCUGGCCUUUUUCUCAUCUUUGGGCCCGGUGCUAAAGAGCUUUGAUCUUGAACAAAAGUUGCAAUUUCGUUCUAGAGUGUUAGCAGUGGCAAUGGAUAUUCAAAAUAUCUACCCUAGAGCUAACAGUUCACCGACAAAUUACACAACGGAUAAUGAGGCUCAAGGUAAUGAUGGCACUCCGUCAACAUAUGAAGAAGAAUAUAAGCCACAGAUGUACCACAUUUAAAUUUGAUUAUAAUAAAA
Molecule: messenger RNA, 930 nt
Organism: Harmonia axyridis
Lineage: Eukaryota; Metazoa; Arthropoda; Insecta; Coleoptera; Coccinellidae
Exons: 2
Coding region: 116-913 (265 amino acids)
Biological process (GO): regulation of transcription by RNA polymerase II
Cellular component (GO): nucleus; transcription regulator complex
Molecular function (GO): DNA binding
Source: RefSeq, a predicted model, not a curated record